AUGGAUUUGUCGUCUCUUCCAAGAGAAAAAUGGUGGGGGGAUGAAUAUCUCGUCCAACUUGAAGGAUUUUGGUUUAGACCUCAACGCGUAAAGCCAAUCAAAAGAGUGAUCAAUCAUUACAAUCCACUUCCUAGUGAUGUGAUCUUGGUUACUUCUCCUAAGACCGGUACCACAUGGCUCAAAUCUGUCCUUUACUCCAUCCUCAAUCGAUCCUCCAAACAUAAGUUGGCCGUCAAACACCCUCAUGAACUUGUUCCCUUCUUGGAGGUACAAGUCUUUGCAGAGGCCGAUGAGCCGCCAAUUCUACCGGCCCCAUCAGAUGGGCCUCGAUUAUUUGCCACACACAUUCCAUACCAACUCCUUACCAAAACCCUAGAUUAUAGUCAAUGUAAGGUUGUUUACUUGACAAGGAAUCCAAAGGACACCCUCGUCUCUUUGUGGCAUUUUGUGAAUAAGUGGAACAUGGAGAAGGUUGAUCAGCCAUGGUCUCUCGACGAGGCAACUGACAAGUUUUGUCGUGGGAUUAGCCUAUAUGGGCCUUACUAUGAUCAUGUGCUUGGGUAUAGAGAGUUGAGUCUGAAAAGGCCGGAGAACGUGUUGUUCGUGACAUUUGAGGAUAUGCUAGAAGAUCCUCAUGGUUAUGUCAAAAAAUUGGGUGAGUUCUUAGGAUGUCCGUUUGAAAAAGAUGAAGAAGAUGAAGUGGAGGAGAUUGUGAAGAAUUGCAGCAUUGAGGUGCUAAGUAGCCAUGAUGUUAAUAAGUCUGAAGAAUCUACAACAUGGUUUCCAUUGCCGUGCAAUUCAUUCUUUAGAAAAGGAAAAACUGGGGAUUAUAAAAACUAUCUUAGUAAUGAGUCUAUUCAACGCAUUGACACACUUACAAAAGAAAGAUUUCAUUCCUUAGGCUUCAUGUAUGGGAUUUAG
This is a messenger RNA of Salvia splendens (bonfire salvia), 921 nucleotides long. RefSeq names its product cytosolic sulfotransferase 15. NCBI's taxonomy places the organism in Eukaryota, Viridiplantae, Streptophyta, Magnoliopsida, Lamiales, Lamiaceae. The record is from RefSeq and is a predicted model, not a curated record. The transcript has a single exon. The coding region runs from base 1 to 921 and encodes 306 amino acids. Gene Ontology annotation, molecular function: sulfotransferase activity.